GCGCUUCCCUGGACUCGGCUCGGUUCUGAGGCUCCGAAGCCGACGCCGCUAGCUCAGGCCCGGGGGCGGGAGCUGGACUGCCCGCGCAGCCUGCGCCUGGGAGCCGCCGAGCCGGGAACGCCUCAUGGGACGCCCCCGGGGGCUCUCUUCAUGCCCUGCUGCCGCGUCCCAGUCCUAGGCGCCCGGGCUUCACAGCCCGCCCUGCCCGCAGCCCGCGGCCUGUCUGGAGAGGAGUAUGAGGCCCGGGGCCCCGCGGACGCCGGCCGUAGGGCGGCAGGGGCCUAGCUUCAGACCCCUGCGCCCGAGGGCGGCGGGUGAGGAGCCGCGGGAGCCAGCGAGGCGUCGGGGCGCGAAGAGGACCGCCCCAGCCCGGGCGCCCGAAGGGCCGCGGGACCCGUGUGCGGCCUGAGCGCCGACGAGGAGGCCGAGGCGCCCCGCCGUCGGGCUCUGGCGAAGGCGGCGAGGGGCUCCGCGGCGGCCCCCGACCCCUGGCCACCAUCCUCACGCUUCUGCUCCCGCGGGGGGGAUGUCGCGGCCCAGGCUCCGAGCGCCACCCCGGCCCCGGGGCUGAGCUCCGGACCAUGUCCUCCCGCAGCCCCCGGCCCCCGCCCCGCCGCUGCCGCCGCCGCCUGCCGCGCCCCUCCUGCUGCUGCUGCUGCUGCCGCCGCUCGCACCUCAACGAGGACACGGGCCGCUUCGUGCUGCUGGCGGCGCUCAUCGGCCUCUACCUGGUGGCGGGCGCCACAGUCUUCUCGGCGCUCGAGAGCCCGGGCGAGGCGGAGGCGCGGGCGCGCUGGGGCGCCACGCUGCGCAACUUCAGCGCCGCGCACGGCGUGGCCGAGCCGGAGCUGCGCGCCUUCCUCCGGCACUACGAGGCCGCGCUGGCCGCCGGCGUCCGGGCCGACGCGCUGCGCCCGCGCUGGGACUUCCCCGGCGCCUUCUACUUCGUGGGCACCGUGGUGUCGACUAUAGGUUUCGGCAUGACCACCCCCGCGACGGUGGGCGGGAAGGCCUUCCUCAUCGCCUACGGGCUGUUCGGCUGUGCCGGGACCAUCCUGUUCUUCAACCUCUUCCUGGAGCGCAUCAUCUCGCUGCUGGCCUUCAUCAUGCGCGCCUGCCGGGAGCGCCAGCUGCGCCGCAGUGGCCUGCUGCCCGCCACUUUCCGCCGCGGCUCGGCGCUCUCGGAGGCCGACUGCCUGGCGGGCUGGAAGCCCUCGGUGUACCACGUGCUGCUGAUCCUGGGCCUGUUCGCCGUGCUGCUGUCGUGCUGCGCCUCGGCCAUGUACACCAGCGUGGAGGGCUGGGACUACGUGGACUCGCUCUACUUCUGCUUCGUCACCUUCAGCACCAUCGGCUUCGGGGACCUGGUGAGCAGCCAGCACGCCGCCUACCGGAACCAGGGGCUCUACCGCCUGGGCAACUUCCUCUUCAUCCUGCUCGGCGUGUGCUGCAUCUACUCGCUCUUCAACGUCAUCUCCAUCCUCAUCAAGCAGGUGCUCAACUGGAUGCUGCGCAAGCUGAGCUGCCGCUGCUGCGCGCGCUGCUGCCCGGCGCCCGGCGCGCCCCUGGCUCGGCGCAACGCCAUCACCCCGGGCUCCCGGCUGCGCCGCCGCCUGGCCGCGCUCGGCGCCGACCCCGGGGCCCGCGACAGCGACGCCGAGGGCCGCCGCCUGUCGGGCGAGCUCAUCUCCAUGCGCGACCUCACGGCCUCCAACAAGGUGUCGCUGGCGCUGCUGCAGAAGCAGCUAUCCGAGACGGCCAACGGCUACCCGCGCAGCGUGUGCGUCAACACGCGCCAGAACGGCUUCUCGGGCGGCGUGGGCGCGCUGGGCAUCAUGAACAACCGCCUGGCCGAGACCAGCGCCUCCAGGUAGACGCGCGCCCGCCCGCCCGGCCGCGCCAGGGACCCUCACCAGGCCGGCGUGCCGCUGGGCGUGGUUUGCUUUCCUUCUCUCAGACGCUGGCGCUUUCUUAAUCUUUAUCCAAUAAAAUGAAACCAAAAAAAAAUUUU
Diceros bicornis minor is the source of this 2011-nucleotide messenger RNA. It is a transcript of the gene KCNK12, whose product is annotated as potassium two pore domain channel subfamily K member 12. Gene Ontology annotation, biological process: potassium ion transmembrane transport; stabilization of membrane potential. The coding region runs from base 582 to 1874 and encodes 430 amino acids. NCBI's taxonomy places the organism in Eukaryota, Metazoa, Chordata, Mammalia, Perissodactyla, Rhinocerotidae. The record is from RefSeq and is a predicted model, not a curated record. The transcript has 2 exons. Gene Ontology annotation, molecular function: potassium ion leak channel activity. Gene Ontology annotation, cellular component: membrane.